AUGGGAAGCAAGAACCCCAUCGAUAACACAUUUCUGGCCAUGCGCCCCUUUACUACUGCUUUUUUCGAGAAGAAGAAGGUCGCUGGUAAUGUAAUUCCAGCCAUGCAGCCUCCAGCUACAUCUUCUCUCAACAAGGACAAGAUUGUCAACAACGCAGCUCUCGUCAUGCGCCCAUCAGCCGCAGCCUUUUUCAAGAAGGAUAAGACUACCAAUCCUUUUCUCGUCGCUGCGGCUAAACACAAGCCUCAGCCGAUCGUCGAUCUCAAUGAAUUGACCGAGCAUCCGGCAAUUGCAAUCCUUGGCGACAAGGAAAUCACAAUCUACAUUGAGAUGUGUAAAAACAUGGAUACUGCACCCACUGAUAUGGUGGCUCUUCGCACCGCCUUGGCGGACUAUAAGACAAUCAAGAAAUUGUCCAUCAAGAUUCAUGCUCCAUGGCCUCAUAGUGAGUCCAAGGAGACCUACAACAUCCGCGUUAGCUCUAUGAAGAAGCUAUUCGCCAUUAUCGAUGGCUUCAAUUUGUAUAAGCUCAAAGUGACUAUGUCCGUUGAUAAGGUCAACUUUCCCCAGAUGAAGUUGGGCGCUGCGAUCCACGGAUUGCGAUUCAAAAAGUGGCAGUUGUUUUACCAAGUUUUCGAUGAGGUUAAUGAUAUUGAGAAGGACCCAAUCCAAAUCUUCCGCGGUAGCGAGUAUGAUUUGAGACUUCGUGGCGUCUGGAAGAAGGAGUUCCUGACCCAGGUUUAG
Botrytis byssoidea is the source of this 744-nucleotide messenger RNA. RefSeq lists its product as uncharacterized. NCBI's taxonomy places the organism in Eukaryota, Fungi, Ascomycota, Leotiomycetes, Helotiales, Sclerotiniaceae. The transcript is spliced from 2 exons. The record is from RefSeq and is a predicted model, not a curated record. The coding region runs from base 1 to 744 and encodes 247 amino acids.